UUGUUAGGUAAAGGAUCAGCUGAUGGCCGCCACCGCCCCACACCUGGCCCGUCCAGUAAGCCAAACACCCUCACUAACAGCUGCCUCACUUAAUAAUUACACCAUUACCUGGCCAGGCUGAGUGCAGGAAGCUGGGGGAGCAUGUCAUGAGUGGAGGGGUCGCCGCGCCUGGCCUGUUGAGAGGGCAGCACGCUGAGCGGCCCCGACCCUGGCAGUGACCCACGGCACCUGCCAGGCUGGAGAUGGACCUGGAUGAGGGUGAGGACAGUGGGGGUGCUGGGGGCCUGUUGGCUCUCAGCCCUACUGGCCUCACACACUCCCACCUCACUUUGGGCCGCAGGGAGGGUGGCGUGGUCACCCUGCAAGAGGGUGGCCCGGGGGAGCCGUUGCUGCUGUGCCCCAUGGAGGAGGAUGGGGCGGGGCCCGGUGGUGUGCUGCCCCCAGAUGCCGCCAUCACCUACGCCACCCUGGACACCGGGGAGGACUUUGUGCUGCAGGCAGGGGACAGCGGUGCUGUGCCACGGUGGAAGGACGCAACGGAGGGCCAGCUGGUGGUAGUGGGGGAGGCAGGAUCUGGGGAGCCCAUCACCUACAUCUACAUCAAGGGGGAGGGGGAGGGGGAGGAGGGGGACAAGGAUGGGGGGGAGGGACACACCAUCACCCUCAAUGCAGCAGAUGGGUCAGCCCUGCACACUCUGCCAGCUCCCUAUGCCUCACACCCAUAUGGGGACCUGGUGCUGGUGGGUCCCCCAGCCUCCCAGGAGGACACUACCCUGGAGGCCAUGGCUGGGGAGGAGGGACAGGAGGAGGGUGUCCAGCCUGAGAAGCGUGUGCUGCUGCUGUCAGUGGGCCACCUCAAGAUGGAGGACGGGCCCCCUGCUGCCUUGCCGGAGCCAGACUCUCCCGAGGGAGAGGUGGCAGAGGUGGAGGAGUCAGCUGCCCCGCUGAAGGUGGUGCGUGGCCGUCGUACAGAGCAGCAGCGGCGGCAGCAGCAGGAGCAGGCUGAUGAGACGGUGCAGGAGGAAGAGGAGGACGACACCAGCACGUUUGAGGUGCGACUGGCCACAAGGGACUCCAUGCUGCCUCCGCGCAGAGUACGUCGCACUGCCCAAGCCGGUAGUAUGUCUUGCCCCGCCUGUGAGGCACGCUUCAGGUCGUCACGGCAGUACCACACCCACCUGCAGAGCCAUGAGGGGCCCAGCGCCUGGCACUGCCCCUUGUGCCGCCACCCAUGUGACACUGCUGCAGCACUGCGCAUCCACCGGGCAGCAGUGCACAGCGUGGCACGGCCAUUCCCCUGCCCCAGCUGCCCCCUGUCCUUCCCCAAGAGCCUGGUGCUGGAGGACCACAUCCGCUCCGUGCACAACAAGGAGAAACCAUACCCCUGCUCCCUGUGUUCCAAGGCCUUCUACCGCCCCUACGACCUCAAGAUGCACCUCAACCUGCACCUCGGCAUCAAGACCAAGGUGUGCGACGUGUGUGGCCGCCAGUUCAGCCAUUCCUCCAACCUGAUCCGCCACCAGUGCCUCCACACUGGCGUCAAGCCCUAUGUGUGCAGCAUCUGUGGCAAGCGCUUCAAGCAGGUGACACUUCUGCACAAACACCACAUGGUCCACCAGGAGGGAAGGUGCCCGCUGUGCCCCACCCCAGUGUCCACAGCCACAGCCACUGCCCUGCGCCGCCACUACCGAUUGGAGCACAAGAAGGCCAUCACGCUGAAGGAGGCAUCCCGCGUGCUGCGUGGCCAGCGGGGCCCGGCACCGCGCUGCUUCUACUGCCGGGUGUGUGGUGCCCAGUUCAGCGUGAAGGCCGACCUUAAAGCACAUGAGAAGGAGGCACACCCUGGGGAUGGCCACCACCACUGUGCCUCCUGUGGUCGCGUGUUCCCCAUGAGCGAGGUGAAGACGCAUGCCUGUCUGUCCCCGGAGGAACACCGCAGCACCGUGAGCCUCCUGCACCUCAGAGCUCGCCAGGCCUCCUCCAAAGACACCACAGCCACCACUGCCAUCACCAAUGUAGAAACCACCACCACUGACGUUGCCUCACAGGACGACCCCAGCACCACACUCAUCCUGCGGGAGGACACGGUGCCUGUGCGGGAGGGGGAGGUGGAGGAGGAGGAGGAGUACCUGGUGAUGUACAUAACACCUGAGGGAGAGAGUGUGUCCUAUGUGAUGAAGAAGGGCAACAGGCUGUGGCAGGAUCAGGUGCUGCAAGUGGAUGCCCCUGGAGAGCCCCUGGGGGUGGAGGACACCCUGCCACACCCUGAGGACACCAUCAUGAUCAAUGUUCACCACCAGGACACUGACAGCACCCUCCUGCUGACCCCAGGUGAGGCAGAGACCCCUGCCCCACCUGAUCGCCUUGUGGAUGACACCCCUCCCUUGCCCCUCCACACCAUCAAACUGGAGCCCCAGGGAGGUGAUGAGGAGCCCCUGGAGUCCCUGGCAGCUCCUGAUAAGUCCCUACUGCCCCUAGUCACUCUCACAAUCCCCAAGACAGAGGUGGAGCCGCCGGUACAGAGACUCAAGGAACUCCCUAUAAAGUCGGAGGUGAUGGAUGAGGAAGAGGAAGAAGAGGAGGAGGAAGUUGAUAAUGGAAAGAAGAUCAUUGCUAGUAUUCCCAAAAAGCCUGCAGUGUUGAAAGGAAGAGGUGGAGGAGGAAGAGGGGAGAAGCAAGGAAGUGAAAAGGGACGUCUUGAGUGUUGUGACUGUGGGAAGACAUUCAACAAGCAGUGGAAUUUCCAGCAGCAUCUGGCCACACACAACGCCUCCCUGCACCGCUACAAGUGUGACAAGUGUGGCCUCACCUUCGCCUACCGCUCCACUCUCAAUAAGCACAUGGAGCACCACAACCCAACACCACAAAUACACCAGUGCCAGCAGUGUCCCAAGACCUACAAGUGCCUGGCGUCCCUCAAGCAGCACCACAAGCGCGACCAUGAGAGGCAGAGGCCGUACGCGUGUGACAUGUGUAGCAAGGACUUCUUCAGUAAGAGUGAUUUCAAGUACCACAUGAGGCUGCACAAGAGGGAACACCCAUACAUGUGCUUCACCUGUGGCCAAAAGUUCUCACAUGUGUCACACCUGCACCGCCAUGAGAGAGUCCACACCGGUGAGCGUCCACACAAGUGUCCGUUCUGCCCGAAGACCUUCAUUCAGCACGGCACACUGCGAAUACACCUCAAGAAGCACGAGAAGCAAGACCCAGACCUCGAGGCAACCACAGACCCCUCACACCAGCAAACCACCACCACAAUACCAACAGACGACACCUUCUCUGACACCGCUAACCUCACACUCAAGCUGGCCAUGACGGAGGGGGCAGAGACACUUGACGACCCCACACUCUUAUCAAAGGACGCUGGCGGGGAUCUUCUAGGGAUACAUGGGGAGGAGGGGAUUACUCUCGGCCAUGACACAGGGAAUGUGGACUCAGCGCUGGGACAGGACACCCUUCCAUCGGGGACUAUGAUACUGGCGGAGGGGGGACAGGGGCCGGGGCAGUUCUCCGAGGGCCACACGGCAAUGAUGGCGGAUGUAGAUGGAGAGUGCAUUGCUAUAUUUGUCCAAGAGGAGCUCACCUAGCUUGCCUGUCUGUCUGUCCUCACUGGCAGACUCUCAUUGUUACUGUUGCUGUUUCUACAUUCCAUCAUACUCAUGUACAUUUGCAUAUGUUUCUAAUAUAUUUUUUAACAUUAAAGUUUUGGAUAACA
Portunus trituberculatus (swimming crab) is the source of this 3715-nucleotide messenger RNA. RefSeq lists its product as uncharacterized. Gene Ontology annotation, biological process: regulation of transcription by RNA polymerase II. Bases 243 to 3587 code for a protein of 1114 amino acids. Gene Ontology annotation, molecular function: DNA-binding transcription factor activity, RNA polymerase II-specific; RNA polymerase II transcription regulatory region sequence-specific DNA binding. Lineage: Eukaryota; Metazoa; Arthropoda; Malacostraca; Decapoda; Portunidae. The transcript is spliced from 6 exons. Gene Ontology annotation, cellular component: nucleus. The record is from RefSeq and is a predicted model, not a curated record.